Vigna unguiculata (cowpea) is the source of this 1545-nucleotide messenger RNA. Its product is annotated as replication protein A 70 kDa DNA-binding subunit C-like. The record is from RefSeq and is a predicted model, not a curated record. NCBI's taxonomy places the organism in Eukaryota, Viridiplantae, Streptophyta, Magnoliopsida, Fabales, Fabaceae.
UCACUCCAAGGUUAAGUUUAUUGAUAUAAUAUGUAUAAUCAAUUCAAUUCAAACUUGUCUAAUAUCUUUUAGAGUAUAAAAGCUACAUCUAAAAUGUUAAAACAAAAAAAAAAACUCCAAGCUACUAAAAGAAUCUACUAUAUAUCUAAGAAAAUGUUAUGAUAGCGAAAUUACUAAAUUAGACACUCCCGUUGAUUGACACGUGUUCUAGAUUAGGGUUAUUUUAGUCAUUUUGUUGUUAUAUUGUUUUUGGCGGUGCAGAGAGUUAAAUGAUGUGAUGGGCUGUGACAUUUGAAAAAUCUUCUUCUGCAAGGCAAGUUUCCUCCGUCGUUCUCCAGCUUUCCUUCUUUUCUUUUGUCUUCCUCCUUCUUCUUUAUUUCUUCAUUUUCUUCUUCCUUCCUUUCUCAGUCGCGUAGCAAAAUUGGUUACAUUUGAAAAUUCUUCCUCUGCAAGGCAAGUUACCUGCGUUGUUCUUCUCCAGAUGGCAAAAAAAUUUGAUAUGGUCAAGGAUAUUGAUGGAAAAAGGGAGACGUUGAAACUUGCUGUUAGAAUCGUAGAUUUGUGGUAUGUUGAGUCCUGGGAAUCCAAACGAAGUAUGGAAAUGGUUCUGAUGGAUCAAAAGGGUGAUGUUAUUGUUGCAAUGAUUAAGAAGGAAGAUAUGGGUGUUUGGGAAGAGAAGCUAAAAGAGGGUGAAAGUUACAUAAUGCAUAACUUUAAACUCUUGAAGAACAGAGCUCAAUAUAGAGUUUGUGAGCAUCCAUUUAAGCUGUUGUUUAUAGGAGCAACGUCUAUACGAGCACAACCCAUUGCAAGCAUACCUAGAAAGCUCUGGAAGUUCAAAAGUAUAAAGGAUAUCAUUGAUGGAAAGUAUUGUUCUUAUUUGUUGGUUGAUGUCAUUGGUAUGGUGGACAAUGUAGAGGAGAAAGGCCAUUCGAAAAAUGUUGUCUUUGACCUGAAAGAUUUGAGUGGUGCUAUAAUCUGUUGCACAUUGUGGGAUUCGUAUUGUGAGAAAUUAUUGACCUAUUGGAGGACAUGUAGUCAAACAUCUAAUGUUGCUAUUAUUCUUACUCAGGCUAAGAUAAAGCCUGCUUCAGGUCCAUGGCCAGUUUCACUGUCUAAUUCUUGGAAUGGUUCGAAACUGAUCAUAGGCGAUGACAUACCUGAGCUGAUCAAUUUUAAGAAGCAAUUCGCAGAAACCUGUGGCAGUGAAACUUUUGAGGAAGGGAGUCAAUAUAGUGGCUCUUCACAGAUUAAUCAUGUUGAUAGGUUUAUGUAUAAAACCGUUGUUAAAAGUGUUUCAGAGAUUAUGACUGUAUUAGAGGAGAUUUCCUGUGUUACUGUUGCACGUACACUUAAAUUUAACUUGGGAAAUGAUGGAUGGAAUUAUCUGGUGUGUAACUUUUGUGGGAAAAGAACUCACGAAGUUGGUUCCUUUAAGUGUCUUAGUUGUGAUGCCUUUAAUGAUUCUCCAAGAAUCCGGUUAGUAUAUUUUUAAUUUAUAUGUUAUGCCUUAUGUCAUAGUGUUAUUUUUAAUAUAAAUUUUUG